GGAGCUCGCUCAUCCAUCCUCCCAGGGAAUGACCCACCCGGAAUUGAAAAUAUGGGAUGUUGAUCAAAACACAAAGCUCUCUUUUAUCCUUGUUUCAACUUGCUUCACUUUCGGGUUCAACAGCUAAGGGAUCUUUGCUCUCGCUGUCCAGGCUUACUCAAUCCUGGUUUGCUCUACCUCUAAAGGAAUGUCUGAUCAAACAGAUUUACAGGACGCCAAUUGUCUUUAGUACACAGCAAUAUACAUCUCAGGCAUCUUCAUCAUGAAUUGCUGGACAACUCGCUUUCAUCUACGGCGGCAUAUACAAUUAUGUUGUAGCCUUGGAAGACAUGUCCCUUUUACACAACACAUUGUCAAAACAUCACACCUCUCGAUAUCCAGAAGAUGUGGGUAUGCAGCGGCGAAUGGCUUUCUGUCAGCCUACGGGAACAUAGCAUUAAAAAAGCAGACUCCCCAUUCCCAUUGCUCAUCUCCUCCAUUAAGCCGCCACCAAAGUACGAGUCAGCCAUCAAUCAGUUAUUAUCAACCACCACAAAGUGGUGUCGUUGCUCUUCUUCCUCGGUCCUGGAUACCAUAUGCUGAACUAUUACGACUUGAUAAGCCGACAGGCACAUACUACCUUUUUUUCCCCUGCUUGUAUUCAACCCUUCUUGCGGCAACCAUGACACCUUCGGUCUCAGUCAUGCAAGUUACUGGCACAGCGGGGCUUUUCUUCGCCGGCGCCCUGGUUAUGCGAGGUGCCGGAUGCGCAAUCAACGAUUUAUGGGAUAGGAACCUAGAUCCGCGUGUCGAACGCACGAAAUAUCGCCCGAUUGCAAGGGGGGCAAUACCUCCCGGCAAGGCAAUAGUUUUUACCGGCGCUCAGUUACUUGCGGGACUGGGCAUUCUUCUUCAAUUUCCACCUCAAUGCCUUUGGUACGGCAUACCUAGCCUGCUUCUGGUGACGACUUAUCCCCUCGCUAAGCGUGUCACAUAUUAUCCUCAGGCUGUGCUAGGCCUUACCUUCUCAUGGGGGGCGAUUAUGGGCUUUCCGGCUCUGGGUGCCGAUCUCCUCGAUAACAACGCCGCCUUGGGUGCUGCCGCUGCGCUGUAUUCCAGUUGCGUUGCCUGGACCAUAUUGUACGAUAUGAUAUACGCACAUAUGGAUAUAAAAGACGACAUUGCAGCUGGCAUCAAGUCGAUUGCUCUUCGUCAUGAAAACAAUACGAAGGUUGUUCUCUCUGCUCUAGCAACUCUUCAGGUGGGGCUGCUUGCUGCUGCUGGUGUAGCGGCAGGGAGUGGCCCUAUCUUCUUUUUCGGCAGCUGCGGCAGUGCAAUCGUUUCUCUUGGUCUCAUGAUACGGAAGGUUCAGCUUCAAGAUGCUCGAAAUUGUUGGUGGUGGUUCAAAAACGGUUGCCUGUUUACUGGGGGGGGUAUCGCAACUGGGAUGUUCCUUGACUAUGUCGCAAAAUACACCUUUCUAAGUAGGAGACUGCCAGGAUUCUAA
Messenger RNA from Aspergillus heteromorphus CBS 117.55, 1486 nucleotides. Its product is annotated as putative para-hydroxybenzoate-polyprenyltransferase Coq2. Gene Ontology annotation, biological process: ubiquinone biosynthetic process. Lineage: Eukaryota; Fungi; Ascomycota; Eurotiomycetes; Eurotiales; Aspergillaceae. The transcript has 4 exons. The record is from RefSeq and is a predicted model, not a curated record. Gene Ontology annotation, cellular component: mitochondrial inner membrane. Gene Ontology annotation, molecular function: 4-hydroxybenzoate polyprenyltransferase activity. Bases 263 to 1486 code for a protein of 407 amino acids.